UAGCAGCAGUUGCCCAUCCCUGAUUCCCCUUGUCAAUGUCGCAGGCAAAUAAAUAAAUAUCAACAAAUUACAAUAUAGAAUGAGCGCGGAUGCAGGGACCAAGGAGAUCAUGGCGCCAUCGCGGGACAAGGACAACGGCGUCCAGAUUGAGGAAUGCGAUGUGGAUGCCACCAACUCGAAUCCGCAGCCAAGUGCCAGCGAUUGGGUGAACUUCUCGCAAUGGAUGCACUGCUUCUGUGUGGUCACCUUCGAUCUGAAUCUUGGCCAGGCCCUGGAGCACGUCUAUCCACCGCAGUUUAUGCCCAGCGAGCAGGAGGUUAGCAACAUCUGCUACAUGGCCUUUCCGGACUCGAAUUCCGGCUGCAUGGGCGACACCAAGUUCCAUAUGCGAUUGCGCUGCACAUCGCGUCGGGAAUCCCUGCCAGGAUACAAUGCGGAGUGUUCGCCUGCCCUGCGCCAGGAUGCUUCGCACUACUGGGGCUUCGUCUACUUCCGGCAGAAGAGGGAUGCGAAUCUGCCGCGCGGUUACUUCCAGAAGAGCUUCAUCAUUAUCACACGACUGCCGUUCUUCAAUCUCUACUACGAUAUACUCUCGCAGCUGGCACCGCGCUACUUUGACGAGGGCACGGAUGUUUUGAGGCUGGCCAGCGAGCAGAUCAAUCGCCAGUGGCCCGGCCUGAGGGUGGGCAAUCCCCUCCAGCUGCCCCUGCUGGAGUGCAGCUAUCAGAUCUGCAUACCCCGCACUAGUAGCAGUAGGAAGUCCACUGCAGAUAGUUCGGGAGGCUCAGGGGAAUCCCCGCCAGCCCUGGCCGCUUGUCCGACGGCCAAAGUACUGACCUCCGUUAACGAAAUCGAGCUCUUCCGAUCCCUGGACUUUGUCAUGGAGCAGCUGUACACGUUGUGGGAGCUGGUCAUCACCGCCGAGCCCAUCGUUGUGGUGGGCACCUCACCCGCCGACUGCUCCCACAUGGUUCAGACCCUCCUGGCCCUGAUAGCUCCACUGGAGUACUGUGCCGAGGCGCGUCCUUACUUCACCAUCCACGACAGCGAGUUCCGGGAAUUUACCCAGGAGUGCACCAGCAAGACCACACUACCCGCCUGUAUUUUGGGCGUGACCAAUCCGUUCUUUGUUAAGCUGCUCAAGGAUUGGCCGCACAUGCUCAGGCUAGUGGACAACCAGAAAAACAUGCAGCAGCAACAGCAAUUGCUGAUGGGCCAAAAGCAUGCGAGGAACAUCGCUUCGGCCACCUCCUUCUCCAGCUCCACGGAGCUGGCCGGCCGACCCCUGAAAUCCAGCACAGGACUGAAUGGCAGCUCCAACAAUGGCUCCGGCGAUUCCUCAUCCGCCGGGCUGCACAGCAAGUACAGGCCGUAUCUGAAAAAGGACAAGGCGCUGAUCAAGAAGGUGCUGCUGGGCCUGAAGACCAAGCGGCCGGAGCAUGUGCAAACCGCUCUGAUCAGGCGCCACCUCCUCGAGUUGACCCAGAGCUUUAUGAUACCACUGGAGCGUUAUAUGGCCUCGCUGAUGCCGCUGCAAAAGGACAUCAGUCCGUUUAAGUCGGCGCCCAAUGCCAGCAGCUUCAAGCUGGACGACUUCUUGGCCACCUUAGAGACAGCUGGACCGCAGCUCACUUCGCCGCUGAAGGGAGAUUGGAAAGGCCUGUACAGACGCUUCUUUCGAUCGCCCAACUUUCGCGGAUGGUACGAGGCUCGCCACCGGGAGCUGCAGCUAACGCUACAGGAUCUCCAGCUGCAGGCGCUGUCGGAGGCGAAUCUGGAGCACUGGGCACACGACAAGCAGGAGGUAGAGAUCAUCGACAUGAUACUCAAGCUCAAGCAGAAACUGAAUCUCUAUGGCGACAAGGCCACGCAGCUGGAGGGGAUCAAUGGCACUCAGCAGCAGAUCCGGGCACAGAUUGAGUGCAUGAAGGGUCUGCUGCCGCCGGAUCUCAAGAAUGUGGUGAACCUCUGAUCGUAGUUGCACCAGCCUAGCUAAAUCUUGUACUCCACCUAUCUUUGGCUGCUCCAUUUCCGCCCAAGGACUGCCGCCUGUCUGUUUGUCUGUUAUCCUGUGAUUGUGUGCGAUGAGUGUGUUUAUAUCUCGCGAUCCUUGGGAGGAGGUGCUCUUCAUUAUUGUAAAUAAGUUUUAUCCGGAGAUUAGUCGCUGUAUUUGUGUCUAGUUUAAUUGUAACAUAAUCCCAAACAAACAAAAAGAGAAAAAGAUGAAUGUUAGUCCAAGCCAAGUAUUAAGUGUAAUCGAUGCGAUAUCCUUUAAAUGUUUUCAAAUCUAUUCGAAGCGUUUACCACUUCUUAGGUCACCAUAACAAAUGCUCAUAUCCUUGACUGUCUCAAAUAAGAAAACUAUA
This is a messenger RNA of Drosophila suzukii, 2366 nucleotides long. RefSeq names its product protein DENND6B. The record is from RefSeq and is a predicted model, not a curated record. NCBI's taxonomy places the organism in Eukaryota, Metazoa, Arthropoda, Insecta, Diptera, Drosophilidae. Gene Ontology annotation, molecular function: guanyl-nucleotide exchange factor activity. Gene Ontology annotation, cellular component: recycling endosome.